GGGAAGGCUGGCGUCGGAGGUUGGAGUUUAAGUGUGGGGUCUGUCGCAGUACCUGGGGGCUGAGGCUGAACGCGCCCGGGGUGACCCUGUUUGCAGUAGGCAUGUCAGAAGACGAGGCGGCUCAGGCCCCCAGACCCAGCUUGUGGGAGCAGGACCAGCAGAACGUGGUGCAGCGUGUGGCGGCCCUGCCCCUGGUCAGGGCCACGUGCACCGCGGUCUCCGAUGCUUACAGCGCCGCCAAGGACAGGCACCCGCUGCUGGGCUCCGCCUGCCGCCUGGCUGAGCACUGCGUGUGCGGCCUGACCACGCGUGCCCUGGACCACGCCCAGCCGCUGCUGAGCCACCUGCAGCCCCAGCUGGCCACAGUGAACGAUCUCGCCUGCAGGGGCCUGGACAAGCUGGGGGAGAAGCUGCCCUUUCUCCAGCAACCUUCAGAGACGGUGGUGAACUCGGCCAAGGACGCAGUGGCCAGUGGCGUGACAGGCGUGGUGGGCCUGGCUCGGCAAGGCCGCCGCUGGAGCGUGGAGCUGAAGCGAUCCAUGAGCCACGCCGUGGACGUCGUGCUGGGCAAGUCAGAGGAGCUGGUAGACCACUUCCUGCCCAUGACUGAGGAGGAGCUUGCGGCGCUGGCAGCGGAGGUUGAGGGCCCGGAAGUGGGCUCUGUGGAAGAGCAGCGGAGACAGCAGGGCUACUUUGUACGCCUGGGUUCCCUGUCGGCGCGGCUCCGCCACCUGGCAUAUGAGCACUCUCUGGGGAAACUGAGGCGGAGGAAACACCACGCCCAGGACACACUGGCCCAGUUGCAGGAGACUCUGGAGCUGAUUGACCACAUGCAGUGCGGGGUGAUGCCCAUCACCCCAGCCUGCCCGGGGAAGGUGCAUGAGCUGUGGGAGGGCUGGAGCCAGCACUCCCCAGAGAACAGCUGCCGCAGUCAGGCGGAGCUGGAGACCCUGGUGCUGUCCCGAAGCCUGAUGCGGGAGCUGCAGAGCACCGUGGACGCGCUGGAGACCAGCGUGCGGGGCCUGCCCCCCAGCGCCCAGGAAAAGGUGGCCGAGGUGCGGCGCAGUGUGGACGCCCUGCAGGCCGCCUUCGCCGACGCCAGCUGCUUCGAGGACGUGCCGGCGGCCGUGCUGGCCGAGGGCCGGGGCCGCGUGGCCCGGGCCCAGAUGUGCGUGGAAGAGCUGCUGGAGCUGGUGGUGCAGGCCGUGCCCCUGCCCUGGCUGGUCGGGCCCUUCGCGCCCAUCCUCGUGGAGCGGCCCGGGCCCCCGCCCGACCUGGAGGCCCUGGUGGACGAGGUCGUGGGGGGGCCCGACCCCCGCUGGGCGCACCUGAACUGGCCGGCCCAGCAGAGAGCCUGGCAGGCCCAGUACGGGGACGGGAUGGGCCUCCCCGGGGACAUUCCCGAGGAGGAGCCUAAGUCCCCCAGCCGCCGCAAGCACACCCUGAUGCCAGAACUGGACUUCUGACCCGAUGGGGCCGUGGGACCGCGAAAGCAGCUGGAGGCCGUCCUGCACCCCGAGAUCCCUGCUGCCCCCUAGCGGCCGUGCAUCAGCAUUACUAGCCGAUGCCUUGGCCUUGGCCCAGGCACGGAGUUGGGGGCUGGGGACCUAACUCUGAAUCCUAGACCAGCUUCACUGAUAUUAGACCAUCCCCAGUCUUUCCCUUGGACAUAUGAGGACUUGAACCUAAUUCAGGUCUGACUAGCCCCAAGCUGCGUUCACUGGCUGUGGUCCCGCAUUGCCCCACCCCAAGAAGCUGAUCAAAACUCCCCAGAGAGUCGCAUGUUUUGCCCAGAUAGAAGCACACGCUUCUGUUUGGGGUUUUGAAAAGUGAGUGUCCCCUUCCUCCCCCAGCUUGUCUAUCCCGGACUGAGGGGUCCCCAAAGAUGCUUCAACAGCUGGACCUGCCACACCCACUUGCUUUGCUGUUUGGGGUUUUGCUCUCCAGAAUAAAGGUGCUUCAUGUUGUCCAAAGGCCAGUGGCCUC
Molecule: messenger RNA, 1986 nt
Organism: Balaenoptera musculus (blue whale)
Lineage: Eukaryota; Metazoa; Chordata; Mammalia; Artiodactyla; Balaenopteridae
Gene: PLIN5
Product: perilipin 5
Exons: 8
Coding region: 102-1466 (454 amino acids)
Biological process (GO): positive regulation of triglyceride storage; lipid storage
Cellular component (GO): cytosol; lipid droplet
Source: RefSeq, a predicted model, not a curated record